UGAGGUACUCUGGGUACCUGGAACACCAGGAUGAACCCUUCUGUACAAACUGGUACGACAGAUCUCAUGGGCUGAUGAAACUUGGCAAAGACAUUACGCUGGGAGGCGUGGAGGUUGGCCUGCUGACAAUGAAGAAAGGAGAGGUGGCGAGGUUUUACUUCUCGCCAGAGUACGCCUACGGCCACCAGGGCUGUCCUCCUCUCAUUCCUCCGAAUACCAGCGUUGUGUUCGACGUGGAGGUGCUGGACUUCAUUGACUCCAGUGAAUCUGACGUAUUCUUUGAGCUGACUGCUGAACAGCAGGAUACAUUUCCCCUACAAAAGGUGUUGGAAGUGGCAGACAUAGAGAGAAAGCUUGGGAACUACCUCUACCUUAAGCAGAACUUUGAGAGUGCCAAAGACAGAUACAGAAGGGCAUUCUCCGUCCUUGGCCGCAGAUCUUCUAGUGAGGCAGAGCAGUGUCAGAUCAACGCUUCCAAGUUGCUGUUGCUCCUGAAUCUCGCACUUACCUACCUGAAACUGGAACAUCCUGCCCAAGCUUUGGCGUACGGGGAGAAGGCCUUGGAGAUUGACCAAAGAAAUGCCAAAGCACUGUUCAGGUGUGGCCAGGCUUGUCUCUGCAUGACAGACUACAAAAAAGCCCGGGAUUUCCUGGUCAGAGCUCAGCAUGUAGAGCCAUUUAACCAUGAGAUUAACAAUGAGCUGAAAAAGCUGGCAAGCUGCUACAAGAACUACGUGGAAAAAGAGAAAGAAAUGUGCUGCCGCAUGUUUGCCACUCUCAGCUCCUCUGACUGA
Apaloderma vittatum (bar-tailed trogon) is the source of this 794-nucleotide messenger RNA. RefSeq names its product FK506 binding protein 6, 36kDa (gene FKBP6). Lineage: Eukaryota; Metazoa; Chordata; Aves; Trogoniformes; Trogonidae. The transcript is spliced from 6 exons. The annotation marks the transcript as partial. The record is from RefSeq and is a predicted model, not a curated record. Gene Ontology annotation, molecular function: peptidyl-prolyl cis-trans isomerase activity; protein binding.